CUCUUUUCCUCUCUAACCUCCAGCUUCGGGUAUAAACCCUAUCUUUUUUUGUCUUUCACUCUUUCAGAAAUUAGAAGCUAAAUUCGAAGAAGCAAUGUCGAGCAUACCGGAAGAGAUCUAUCAUGAGAUCCUAUUAAGAUUACCAGUGGAAUCAUUACUUGUCUGUAAGUCCGUUUGCAGAAAUUAGUAUGCCCUAAUCACUUCAUCCGAUUUCAUUAAAUCGCAUUUUGACCUUACUGUCCAGAAAAAUAACCCUAUUCUUAUGGUUAGUAGUUAUAACACUAAAGUAGUCUACUCCAUAGAUUAUGAUUCAUUAGUAUCAGCAGUUUCUGAAUAUGAAACGUAUUCAAUCGAUGAUAAAAUUGAUUACCCAUUCAAAUCUCUAGGUUAUGGUGUUGAAUUGUUGGCUUCAUGUAAUGGCCUUGUUUGCGUAAGGUCGUAUAAUUGCAGCCUUGGGAAGCAAUAUUUUUGUCUUUGGAACCCAGCCACAAGAGAAUAUAAAGAAAUACCCAAAUUACCAUUUGGAUUUGAUAAUGGCAGUGUUGGAUUAUUUGGUCUUGGUUAUGGUCACAAAAUUGACGAUUACAAGUUGGUAAUAGGCGUAGAAGCUCGCGGAAGCAAGGAUAUUAAGCUACUCUACAUCUAUACGUUAGCAUCCAAUUCAUGGAAAAUCAAAAAAAUGAUACCUCUUUGGAAUACUAAUGAUAUUAGACAAAACUCGGGGGUGGUUGUUAAUGGAGACCUUCAUUGGUUAGUUCUAGGUCAAAACGACAUUUCGUUAUGGUCUUUGGAUGUCAAUGACGAGAAUUUCAAAGAAAUGCAGCUACCGAAAGAACUUUUGGUGGAGGUGAAGGAUCGGUUUCUGGUUCUGGGACUGUUGAAAGGCUGCCUUUGCAUACUUGUCGGGGCAUAUGUUAAUGAUGUUCAUGUUCAUUCUGAAUUAUGGGAGAUGCUUGAUUAUGAAAGUCAAGAAUUUUGGACGAGACGCUAUAUCAUUACUAAUGAGAGCAUUUUCAGGGACCAAAGAUUUUUAACGAUGAUCUGGUCAUUUGAGGAUGGUAAGAUUUUAUUCACGAGUGCGGGUUUUGUAAUUUUGUAUGACCCAGAACAUGGAAGCUCUAUAACACUAAAUAUUUUUGAUUUUUUUUGUAACUUGAAAUAUUUUGGAAGCUUAAUGCCACUUAAAUCUGGUACUUAUGUUCCGGGGAAAGGGUGAACAGAGGAAAUUCGAGAAACCUGAAGAAGAAAAAGCAUUAGACAGGAGAAAAAUGGGUGGAACUGAAUUUGCUGUUGGUUUUUGUUAUUACCUCUAUUCCUGCAGUUUCUGUCAUCAGUUUUUAGUGAAUUAUCAGCGAGUUACAAAAUUAGUACUAUGUUUUGUUUCGGAUCUUAAAAGUUUUCUUCCAAUUUUCAAACACUUAUUUAUAUCCUUGUUAUAAUGAAUAUCUUUGUUCUGUCAGCCUCUUAGAUUGUUGACUGAUGGAAUUUGCUUUACAGAGAUCCCGCUGGGUUGUUUUCUUUUUAUCUUAUUGAAGUAACUCAGGUGCUAUUAUCCAUUUUUUCGUAGUUAUGUUUAUAAUAUGUUCAAAGAACUGGUAUGAUACUGGUUCCAGUAUUCUAGGACGUAUGUUGCAACGAUUCUGGGAGAUCCCUCUGCUGCAGGUAACGGUGCACCUAAGAAUGAAGCACUUGAAAAGUGGGAAUGCGUCUAUCUGGUGAAACAGAAGCAAACAGUAUUUGGAGACGACACCUUUCACUCGCCUAAUUAUGAAGCAACCUGAGUUUCCGAAUCGGUCCCGAGUCUAUUUACUGUGACCAGAAACGAGAAGAUGCCAGUUAGACCAGGGAAAUAACGUGAUCUCGGACACCAGAAGAAACGAAAGUGCUGCUUCAACAAUUCCACUCUUUUCCACUAGUGGGAGCCCUCUCCAACCUAUCAUAUCUAUCUCUUCACAAGUUCUGCAGUAAAACCCAGCAUUUGUCCGUAACGCAAUAUAUUGCCUGGAGAAAUUUAUAAUCUUCCCAAACCCGCGUAUCGAUAUCCUCAUUGGUGGACAAAUGCAUCAUAUCUCCUGUGUAGAUCCCUAAAAAAAGGCCUGUCAAGUUAAUAAUGUCAGACAGAUACAUGUAGGUACUGGAUUGAGAGAAUACAACUCAAUCUGUGUUUUCUGCGACUACGAAACCAUCCUUCUAGAUAGUGUGACAUGCCAGGCCUCUGUUUGUGCCUAUUGGCUAAUCAUUAAUAUGUAUUUUUCUAUCUUACAGAGGAUGUGUAAUCUGGAGUAAGUGAUUAACUGCUCUUUUUCCUCGAAGCGAAUAUAAGGAACCUACGUAUUUACUUGUUGUACCAGCAGGCAAUCAAGUUUCGAUUUUUACUUUUA
Messenger RNA from Papaver somniferum (opium poppy), 2381 nucleotides. RefSeq names its product F-box protein CPR1-like. The record is from RefSeq and is a predicted model, not a curated record. The coding region runs from base 263 to 1216 and encodes 317 amino acids. The transcript has 2 exons. NCBI's taxonomy places the organism in Eukaryota, Viridiplantae, Streptophyta, Magnoliopsida, Ranunculales, Papaveraceae.